Messenger RNA from Bactrocera oleae (olive fruit fly), 3066 nucleotides. RefSeq names its product serine/arginine-rich splicing factor 1A. The record is from RefSeq and is a predicted model, not a curated record. Gene Ontology annotation, molecular function: mRNA binding. NCBI's taxonomy places the organism in Eukaryota, Metazoa, Arthropoda, Insecta, Diptera, Tephritidae. Gene Ontology annotation, cellular component: cytoplasm; nucleus.
UCAAUUAUAUAAAAUCGUGCGGCUGGAAAACGUCCUAGUUCUUACGAAAUUAUUUUUAAAAUCUCUUAUACUAAUUCAACUCCUUAACUUUGGUGUUGCAUUACAUUUGUUAUCGACUUACAUUUCAAUUUUUUAACAUAAGAGCAAAGCGCAAAGACAACAAAAAGAAAAAUGGCGAAUCGAAAACAACUAUUAUUGAAUUGUAGUAUGACAGAAAUUAGCAAUAAAAUAUUAUAUCUAAAUGUUCCUUUUAUUAAUCACAUCAUAUCACCACUUGAAAAUUAAUCAAUAAAAUUCUUAUUUUCACAGUUCAAUACAAAAUGUUUGUAUGUUCACUGCUGGUAGAUGCUAUCAGGAAGAAGGAUAUUGCAAGUUACUCUCACAAAGAGCGAAAAAACGAAGAGAAAAUUUCAAAAUGUUGUUUUCCAAAAUCACUUUUCAUGAACACUCGAAAAUUAGUCAAUAGAAUUUAUAUUAUCACAAUUCAAAACAAUGAAAAUCAAAGCAAAUGGUUCAAAUAUUGCUUGUAGAAACAUCUGUUUUAGCAGCUGUUUAUUCACAUAAUAGCAGGUAUUUUCAGCUGGAAGAAGUCAGAAACUCGCAGUUCUCUCUGCUCCUCACACUUUCUACAUGUGCUAUAUUCUGCUAGUUUUUGGGUUAAUAAACACUUUUCUGGCAAAAACUUGGCUAGCUUGGUGAAUGUUAGCUGUUAGGAAACAAACUUAAUGUAUAUCUAAGUACUUUGUUUCGGAUAUUCCAAAGUCGGAAAAUUAUUCAUACGUGUUUGCCUAUACUGUUACAUUAGGAAUUCAUUUCGCUUUGUUCCUCAAUUUUUAAAAAGUAUACAUGUUCACCAUUGUUCGCAUUGAUUGUUGUAAUUGUGUGAUUAUAGUGCUUCAUACAGUUUUGUGAUUGAAUUUUGUUCUUGAUAAAAUAGUUGUUUCUACUGAGUUAAUAUAAAUAUUAUUAUUUUACUUGUGUAAAUUAAAAUCUAUUAAAAUAUGUCUCGCAGUGAAAGUCGCAUUUAUGUUGGGAAUUUACCUCCAGACAUCCGAACAAAGGAUAUUCAAGAUCUAUUUCACAAAUUCGGUAAAGUAUCAUUCGUAGAUUUGAAAAAUAGGCGUGGUCCGCCAUUUGCAUUUGUUGAAUUCGAUGAUGCGCGAGAUGCUGAAGACGCAGUAAAAGCUCGCGAUGGCUACGAUUAUGAUGGAUACAGAUUACGAGUGGAAUUUCCCCGUGGUGGUGGACCAGGUAGUUUUCGGGGAAAUCGAAAUGACCGAAACCGAAAUGAUGGAGGUCGUGGUGGAGGCGGUGGCGGUGGUGGACGUGGUCCACCUACCAAGCGUUCGCAAUAUCGAGUCAUGGUAACUGGCUUACCAUCUUCUGGUUCAUGGCAAGAUUUAAAAGAUCAUAUGAGAGAAGCGGGUGAUGUUUGCUUUGCUGAUGCUUACAAAGAUGGAACUGGUGUUGUGGAAUUUUUGCGUCAUGAAGACAUGAGAUAUGCUAUCAAAAAAUUAGAUGAUUCACGCUUUAGGUCGCAUGAGGGCGAGGUUUCAUAUAUACGUGUUCGAGAGGAUAAUAAUACUGAGGGCGAUCGUGGUGGACGAGAUAAUCGCGAUAGAUCCCGGUCAUAUUCUCCACGUCCACGCCGUCGAGGUACUCCUACUUAUUCUCCUCUACGCCGCUCAUAUUCCAGGUCAAGAUCUCGUUCACGUUCAAAUUUUUAAUUUAAUAUCAUUACAAGUUUUUAAAUAUCAUUCAAACCAAACACAGCCAAAUAUAAUAAUUUGUAGAAUAACAGCUGAAAAUUAAUGAUUUAUGUAUUGAUGUUUGUAUACAACUAUCCUUUAAAUCCUCAAGUAUAUUUUGUGAUUUUUGUUAAAAUUUAUCACAAUAACGUACUCGAUCCAAAGUUCUAAUUAUUUCACAUUUUAUAAAGCCUCUAUUAUAAAUUCAAAAUCUUACAUAUUACACUCAAUACCAUUUUCAGAACAAAUUGAAAUAACUAAUAUUAAUAAACUUUCCUAUAAAAGUACCAAGAAAUAUUGAGAUAUUGUAGAUAACACAUAAAACGAAAAAUUCUAAUAAUUAUACCUUUAUGAUUUUUUUUAGAAUUAUUUAACUAAUAAAAUACAGCAUUCGAAUUAUGUUAUAAUAUUAAUAUAUUUUUCUUCUUUCCGCUCUAUUCACGAAAAAUGUUAUGGAUGGAAUGGAAAUAUGGAUUAUUGGGAGUAACUAUAAUGAAAAUAUGGAUAACAGGAUUGUGAGGAUUUGGAUUUUUAUAUAAGGAUGUGAAAAUAUUUGCUGCUGAACAUCUACCUUAAGUGAUAUUUUCGCGCGGAAUUUCAUUUCUUCUUUUAAUCCAACGUACUGGAUUGCUGCUAUAUUUAAUAAAUUUCUUCUGUAAUAUGCUGUAAGAGAAGUCCCUUCUGAAUGUAGCAGCUUCCUGCGUUACAUAUUUUGUCUCUUCCACUAUUUUCGCUUCGCUUAUAUUUCAUAUAAUUCAAUGGAGAAGGCACAUAAAAUUGAUAAUACUUAUUGUAUAGUACAAUUUAUAGGACUGCGAGGGAGGAUUAUUAAUUCAACCUUAAAAAUUAUACUUAGCUUUCAACUCAACAAUGUAAAGUCUGCCACAAUGCCUUUAAACCCUUGAAUGAAAAUUUGGACUAAACUCAAGGAAAUUUUAUAUACGCUUAUAAAUAUUGUGAAUGGAAUUCAUUAGUAUUAUCUCCCGUAUUGAGUUGAAUUAACAAUACCUUGGAAUUGGUAUGGACCUUUUUGUUUCAACAGUUCAAUACAUUGGAAAACAUUAGGAAACACAUCUUGCUAUAAAGGAUUGAAGUAUAACUUGAAAUGUCCCUAUUUAGCCUACACUUAACCACCACGUCAUUUGGAUUUCACCAUCAUCUGCGGGGUUAAAUGGAUUUUAGAAGAAAAGGAAGGGUCAAGGUAUUUUGUUUUUGUGUCAUCAUGCACACCCUAGUUUUAAAAGGCUUCGAACAUAAAAUUUCUUAGGACUUCGGAUUUGUCUGACUGGUAAAUAUAUUGCCCAACUGCUUAACCAAA